CCAAGAUCACUCUAGGAGCAGUCAACUCUAAUGUAGGAGCCCAGAUGAUCAUCAGCACACCUCAGAGAGUUCAACACUCAGGGAGUAUCCUCAUCGGCAGCCCUUUUGCACACACUACGCCGGCUGCCAUGGUAACGCAGGGACGCCUCCCUGAAGGCAAUGAGUGGACCCCAGGGGCCAAAAAACGGAGCCACGAUUUUAUCGACUCCUAUUUCUCUGACCGUAAGCGGCUGAAGAAGGCUGAUAAGAAUGGGAAGGGGCUGAGGCAUUUCUCUAUGAAAGUGUGUGAGAAGGUGCAGAAGAAGGGCACCACGUCCUAUAACGAGGUGGCAGACGAGCUGGUGGCAGAGUUUACCCACGCCAGCAACCUGAUGCCAGCCGACUCGCAGGUGUACGACCAGAAGAACAUUCGUCGGCGCGUGUACGACGCCCUGAACGUGCUCAUGGCCAUGAACAUCAUCUCUAAAGAGAAGAAGGAGAUUCGCUGGAUCGGCCUGCCCACAAACUCAGCACAGGAGUGUCACAACCUCGAGUUGGAGAAACAGAAGCGCUUGGAGAGGAUAAGACAGAAACGAGCCCAGCUGGAAGAGCUCAUUCUUCAGCAAAUAGCCUUUAAGAACCUGGUGCAGAGGAAUCAGGCGAGUGAGGCGGCCGCCCAGACUCCGCCCCCUCCUGGAUCUGUCAUUCAGCUCCCCUUCAUCAUCCUCAACACAGACGUGCGCACAGUCAUCGACUGCUCCAUCUCCAGCGACAAGUGUGAAUACCUCUUUAACUUCGACAACACGUUUGAGAUUCAUGACGACAUUGAGAUUCUGAAGCGGAUGGGCAUGUCCCUGGGGUUGGAGAACGGAAAGUGUUCACCCGAGAACCUCAGCAUAGCCAAGUCCCUUGUGCCCAAAUCUCUCGAGGCCUAUGUCACAGCUAUGGCCAGAAACUCCAGUAGAACCCCACUCAGCCAUACAAGUCACAGCAGCACCGCGCCCUCGCACGCCUCGGAAUCACGCAGCUCCUUCAACGAGGAAGACGACGAUGAAGAGGAGGAGGACGACGAGCCCUCCUCCCCCGAGUGACCGACCCGAUCGACCUCCGCGUGUCCUCCGAG
Messenger RNA from Chanos chanos (milkfish), 1102 nucleotides. RefSeq names its product transcription factor Dp-2 (gene tfdp2). Gene Ontology annotation, molecular function: DNA-binding transcription factor activity, RNA polymerase II-specific; RNA polymerase II transcription regulatory region sequence-specific DNA binding. The coding region runs from base 45 to 1070 and encodes 341 amino acids. Gene Ontology annotation, biological process: regulation of cell cycle; regulation of transcription by RNA polymerase II. The transcript is spliced from 10 exons. NCBI's taxonomy places the organism in Eukaryota, Metazoa, Chordata, Actinopteri, Gonorynchiformes, Chanidae. The record is from RefSeq and is a predicted model, not a curated record. Gene Ontology annotation, cellular component: nucleus; transcription regulator complex.